Messenger RNA from Dichotomopilus funicola, 1485 nucleotides. RefSeq lists its product as uncharacterized. The record is from RefSeq and is a predicted model, not a curated record. Bases 1 to 1485 code for a protein of 494 amino acids. The transcript has a single exon. Lineage: Eukaryota; Fungi; Ascomycota; Sordariomycetes; Sordariales; Chaetomiaceae.
AUGCUCAACGCGCGUUGGGCCGAGACCAUGCGUGGGAGCGUCUCCUUUGUUUAUACGACCAGCAAGGCCGAGGUCUCUCGCCUGAACCCGCCAACACCCCCUCAACCAGACAAACCCGGCCUAGAAGUGGACAUCAGCGACGUUGGUCCAGACGAAGCCCGAUGGUGGGCAGCUGUACUCGCCCCGGGCCAGGGCUGGCUGGCGACUAUGUUGUUGGACGAAGACACUACCUUCGUUGCGCCUUGGUCAGUACAACUUCACUCAGACAACCGCUUUCUGUUAUCAUCAAAGGACUCGCUCUCCCUUGGUGAAGAGGUAACCUGUCCAUCCUUUUCCGAGGCCCUCCGUUUCCUCGAAACUUUCUGUGUGCGCCGAAAUAUCGUGGACCAGAGUCAGGCCGCCCUGGCCGCCGUUCUGCUUUUCCCGACCAUGGGUACUCGCCGCGGGCUGCAGCUGCCAGAGUUCACAACCAACCGCUUAGACCGCCCAACCGGAGUCGACCCUGUCAUUCCGCAGCAUCAGGGCCAAGAUCUCAACUUCGAGUCACGAGAUAGCGGGAUUUACCAGGACGAUGUGCUCGAUAGGCUUAUCACGGUCAGUUGCCACAUCAAAGGAAUCGAACCUAUGUUGUUAAGUGGCUUUUUCGACCCUUCCUUGGAAUGCAACGCUGCUUCUCCUUGGCUCCAGGGCGCACGAGCGGCCAUCGAUGCCGUGGCUGAAGGUAAUCCUCUUGUCAUCGGACGCAUGAUAAUGGACCGACAACCGAUGGUGGCGCCUCUUUGGGUAGGCGCUACAAUCCUCGGGCUUCAAAAGGAUCUCUUGAGACCCGCUACUUAUGGGAUGGCCCUCAUUGACCUCCCCUCUGCCGUAUGGUCUGGGGCGAUACAGUCCUUCAUCCAGCAACCGGUUUCGGACCUCCUCGUGCGAGACGGCCGGGUAACCAGCGCGGAUCAGUGCCGGUUACUCUUCCUCUCUCAGUCAAGAUUACAUAGUCGAGUACCAAUCUGCCAAUGGAGGCCGUUUGGCGGGACACCGCUUGAACACACCGAUAUGGAAGUGCAGGCUCAUGCCAAUUGCAAGGGGCAUGGGCUCCGAUACGACGGGUUUAUAUGGGACCGUGUCGACGGAAAGACAACAUACCACCUGGCCGACAAGGAGAAUACCCACACAUGUCGCAACCCCCCACCCAUAGAACAUACCACAGGCUCAUACCACGUCUCUGUUGACUGUGGGAAAUUCGAUAACGAGAAAGAGAUUGCAUCGGAGAACUCGACGCGGAGCAUCUUCGGUUGGUUGCGUUUUGACGGGUAUGCACCGGAUGAAAAGGAGAUAUGGACACAUGAGUGGUUAGAGCCGUAUGAGUGUGACGAAGAAGAUGAGGAACAGUGCGAGGAGAGUCCUGAAAACACGCAUAAAUCUUCACAUGUGGAAACCUGGAUCUCUGGCUUAGAGUACCAAGAGUCUUUAAUCUCUGCAGGGCCAUAG